GAGGGACUUCCUUUUCCGGGUACGGGUCCCCAGGCGGAGGGAGAGCGAGGCAUCCGGAGCGCUUGAGCCCCCCGGGCGCCAGACGGAGAGGCCGACAAAUGGCUGCUAAACUUGGAGAAAUUUCUCACGUGAAUAAUUCUGCUCCCCUCGUGGACCCCUCGGUGUACGGUUACGGAGUAAAGCGGGCUUUGGAAGACGGGAGUCUCCGUGUAAACUGGCUUCAUGGAUCGCAGAUAAGAGACAACCCCAGAAGUAACCAGUUAGGAGCCCUGGUACAUCAAAGGGCAGUAAUAACCGAAGAUUUCAAAGUGCCUGACAAAAUGGUUGGAUUCAUUAUCGGCAGGGGCGGUGAGCAAAUCUCCCGGAUUCAGGCAGAAUCAGGGUGCAAAAUUCAGAUAGCAUCAGACAGCGGUGGGAUGGCAGAAAGGCCUUGCAUGCUGACCGGAUCGCCAGAGAGCAUCGAACAAGCGAAACGACUCCUGGGCCACAUCGUAGAUCGUUGUAGGAAUGGGUCCGGCUUUCACAACGACGUGGACGGCAACAACACAGUACAAGAAGUCCUCAUUCCAGCCUCCAAAGUGGGCCUGGUCAUCGGGAAAGGUGGCGAAACGAUAAAACAAUUGCAGGAACGAACCGGUGUGAAAAUGAUCAUGAUCCAAGAUGGCCCUUUACCGACCGGAGCAGAUAAACCUCUUCGGAUUACGGGAGAUGCUUUUAAAGUACAGCAAGCCCAGGAGAUGGUAUUGGAGAUUAUCCGAGAAAAAGACCAGGCCGACUUCCGGGGCCUACGCAACGAUUUUACAUCCCGAAUGGGACGGAGCAUAGAGGUCUCUGUGCCCAGAUUCGCCGUGGGGAUCGUAAUAGGAAGAAACGGCGAAAUGAUCAAGAAGAUUCAGAACGACGCCGGGGUUAGGAUUCAGUUUAAACCAGAUGACGGUAUCAGCCCAGAAAGAAUUGCCCAGGUCAUGGGCCUCCCUGACCGAUGCCAGCACGCAGGUCACAUCAUCACCGAGCUCAUCCUCACGGCACAGGAGCGUGAUGGUUUCGGGACCCUGGCCGUCACCCGGGGCAGAGGGCGUGGACGGGGAGACUGGAGCCUGGGCACCCCCGGCGGCAUGCAGGAAAUCACUUACACGGUGCCCGCCGAUAAAUGUGGCCUGGUGAUCGGCAAAGUCGCUAAGCGAAACGCUGCAGUUCUUGAAAGCAGCGAGCCAGUCCCCUUGGAAAACAACUCUCAAAAGUCGGAGGAGCUGUCCUCCACGAACACUUUCAUUGGAGGUCCGACACAGACCUGCCCCUCCUGCAACCAAAAACCGCCUCACAAUCACACUGGGCGACGUAAAAUGUAA
Notechis scutatus (mainland tiger snake) is the source of this 1349-nucleotide messenger RNA. Lineage: Eukaryota; Metazoa; Chordata; Lepidosauria; Squamata; Elapidae. The record is from RefSeq and is a predicted model, not a curated record.